Molecule: messenger RNA, 2499 nt
Organism: Ophidiomyces ophidiicola
Lineage: Eukaryota; Fungi; Ascomycota; Eurotiomycetes; Onygenales; Onygenaceae
Exons: 6
Coding region: 1-2499 (832 amino acids)
Molecular function (GO): guanyl-nucleotide exchange factor activity
Source: RefSeq, a predicted model, not a curated record
AUGAGCCCAAGCACGGAAGAAGGCACCCUAGAAGAGUUCAUCUUGGAGAACUAUCCGGAUGCCAAUCUUCUCGAUACAAUCGGUGAGGGUGUGAUCGAGGCCACUGAAGCAAGCUCAAGGGAGGCGCGUUCAUCCUCUGGUUUCAGGAGCUGGGUCAGAAGUAUCCGAAACAGCAGAAGUGGCUUUUCUCGAGGACCCACGCGUUUUGUGACCGAUUGGCCCGAGGAUGAGGGUCUAGAUGAGAGCUAUCGCAUGUUCUCUGAACAGCGAAUUAGCCGUGACGACGCUUCCUUCGUGACAUCCUCUUCGUUUCUGCAUAGUAUCAAGACAGCUACUAUGAGCCUGGCAAGCUUGAGCGUUUUGAAUCGAGGACGAUCAAAUACUCAAGGGAGCAGCCAUCAUCGCAGCAGUACCUUUUCUGGCUCCGAUCCCCGAAGAUCAAUGGAAAGCAAUAAGCUUAGUACAAGUGUCUCCCUCGAUGAACUCGCCUGGAGUCACGCAGUUAGGAGGCACAGAGUCAUUCAAGAGUUGAUUGACACGGAAACUUCUUACAUCGCAAUAUUAAGGAAUCUGUCACAGGGCCUCUCACUGGUCUUCAUCACUCCGUCCGCCGUCCGCCGUUGUGUCGAUUCACUCAUCACUCUUCAUGAGAGCUUGCUAGAUCGCUUCCUACAUCGCCCGAAUUCUUCCCAGUCAAGCUCAGUGUUCUUUUCAGCAAGCAGAAGUCGUCAAGUCAAGCGUGGCAAUGCGAACUCUUCAGCUCCUUCAGGCACGAAUAAUGUAUUUUUGGAUCCUAGAAAGCCGCGUGGACAAGCAAGCUCGCGAAGUCAGCCUCUCAGAAUUGCUGCCGCUGCUCCAAAAGAGGCGGCCGAUAUAGCAAGCAUCAUAGAAGCACAUCUGCCGAGAUUUUUGAUAUACAGAGAAUAUAUUGCAAAAUACCCAUUGCUGCAAACUGAGGUUGAGGUGUUCAGACACUCAAAACAAAAUUGGCAAGCAUAUGACCAGGGCCUUGAAGCCUUAUUCCGAACCGUUCAGCCGCUCAGCUCGCGAGAAAAAUAUGCCAAUCACGCCCGAACCAUAAGUGACCUUCUUAUACAGCCAGUGCAAAGGCUUUGCAAGUAUCAGCUCUUCCUAUCCGACUUGCUCAAAUGUACCCCGGCGUCACACUGUCCGACCACGCACGAGAUACUUCAGGGGGUAUAUCAAAAGGUCGUUGAAGUGACGGCAGAUGUUAACAGCAGCUCUGCAGACCGUCUCACCUUAAGUCGGCUAAGGCAGACAAUGGAGCUUCAGCUGAAGCUUGAAUUCCCUUCGAACGAGGAAUAUCGCGAUCUGCUCAAGGUAUUUGGGCCAAUCAAAGUGUGCGGAGCACUUCAUAUCACUUACCAGGCUCGUGAUAUGGUGAAUGGGGUAUACAUGGCAUGUGCAUUAUUUGGAUCCCACUUGCUACUAGCUAUUUCAAGUAGUGAUCGGGAGAAGUUCAGAGUUAUGGGAAUCGUUUUCCUCGGUGGAGCAAGGUUGGAGGAGACAGUCAAUGGAAUAGGCCUGCAUUGUGCCACACCUUAUUCCUGGAAACUUGUUUUUAAUUUCGAGGAAAACCUCGUGGAGCUAAUGUUCAGUGCCUGUUCAGCAAAGGAAGAAAGCGAGUGGGUCCGACAUUUGAUAUUGGAAAUGGCUCCUGAAAAUAGCACACAGCCUGGUGCUGGAAGUCCUAGAGGGAAAUCGAGCCUGUAUUUCGAUAUAAAGCCACUCCAGGCUAUGAUAGUGAAUGACCGCCUCCUUGGAGUCGCGCGUCGUACUUCCAUUCACGGUACUUUGGUGACGCUCGCCAGUCCGGACUACCAGCGUAUUUAUAUCAAGGGCACUUCCGCGAUACCCAUCAAUCAAUCAAACCGCCCGCCAUUGGGGAGGUCCCAGUCUGUCCAAAACGCUGAACGAGACAUUGUUAUCGCCCCAAAAAGACAAAAACGAGUCAAGCUAGAGAAACGACUCUCGGAUGUUUGGACACGCGAUAUCAUCCCAUAUCCAGGGAUGCCAGUUCAAGGCCUCGGGGAGGCCUUUAUGCGAUCCUCGACUGACGCAUUGAUGGGAAGACUUACGAGUUUGCCACAAUUUGGUCGACGCGCUAAUAGCAACCGGAUGAUUGUAAGAACUAAGAGCAUAGAGCAGUUCACAAUUCAAAAGGAUGACGCCAACAAUAAGGAGGACGACGAGGAUGACCCCAGCAGCCCUUCUCUAGAAAAAGAGAAAGACCAGGAUGAAGAAGCCGACAAGUUUGAUCUGAAAAGUACCAUUAUUGAAACUCCUAGAUCCCAGCGUCGAGGAUUCAUGUCGCUUCGCAAGAAAUACUCAAUGUCAACUGAGUGCGAUUCCGGACAAGGACCAGUUGAAAUUCUUCCAAAAGCGAUGAAACAAAGCUUGCGCAAGCGGCUGAGUGUGGCUUUGUUCAGAACGGGCUCUCCUAGCAGAUCUCGUCGCUUCAAGUCGGUUGAGGUAUGA